AUGUGUCCUCUAGAUCCAGAUCCAGAUCCAGAACGCUGUUUGCUUUCUCCCUUUCAGACCUGCUCACGAAGGCUUCUACUCUUGACUCCCACGACCCUCCUGUCCCUCCAGCUCUCUCCUCCAGCCCGAGUAAACUGCCAAAACACCGAUGAAUCCGCCAGAAAUCCUCCUGUUUGGUUGAUAUUGGAGAAGACACAAACCCGUGGAGAAGUGAGGAAGGAGAAGAAGGGAGAAAACCAGAAUCCGAAACGGAUCUUACGGGGCGAUUUCCAGCCGUUUCAUAAAGUUUCAGAAGCUUAUUUUGGUACCAUCGGAAAGAUCGUCUUCUCAGCUUUCCAAAACAUCCGAGAUCACGGUAAACCGAGUUAUAUUCAGAGAGUUAUGGAUAUUCCUUCUUGA
This is a messenger RNA of Microthlaspi erraticum, 399 nucleotides long. Lineage: Eukaryota; Viridiplantae; Streptophyta; Magnoliopsida; Brassicales; Brassicaceae. The record is from the annotation of a GenBank genome assembly.